UAUUUAUUAUUAAACACUUCAAUGACCACAGACAGACAAGCGCACAUACAACAAUAAAGCGGUGAUAUAUCAGCGUUGGUUGAGGGGAACACCAGCCCGCGAGGACGUCCACAAUGCAAUUGCCGCGCUCAACAACAACAGUCACUCUGUAAUUUCCACAACGAAUUUUCGCUAUACAUAAAACCGGUUUAACCAUAAUUUUUAUUGCUUUUAUGCCAACAUUAAUUCUUAAUUUAACUUUUGCUGCCGACUUCCCCAAACGCAUUCGAUAACGAUGCGCCUCGCCUCAGUACAUCAUUAACCAGCGGCGUGACCACCGCGCUAAUAACAUCCGUGUUCGUAUAAAUUUUCGACGUGUUCAAUCAAUAACUUGUCCUAUUUCAAUACAUCAAUCAAAUCGACAUGCAAAUGAAACGUCAAUACCAUCACUAUCGCCGCCGUCGACAAUACCAAAACUCAUCACCAAUCGCACAACGAUCACUGCCACCGUUUAUAGCUGCCGCCACCACCAUAAUUUUUUGCUGCAUUUUGCUGUUACUCGUUCACGCACCCGCCCCCGUUCAAAUGCGUCGUCUGCAACGUUGCGAACUCGUCGGCGAAUUGUAUAUUUUGGAUGUGCCAAAAUCGGAGCUGUCGCUGUGGUUAUGCAUUGCCGAAUAUGAAAGUCGCUACAACACGCAUGUGGUGGGCAAUCGCAAUGCGGAUGGCUCCAGCGACUAUGGACUGUUUCAGAUCAGCGGCCGUUAUUGGUGUCAGCCGGACAAUGGCACCAAAUAUUAUGCGUUCAAUGAGUGCAAUGUCAAAUGCAGCGCUUUGCUGCAGGAUGACAUCACUGUGGCAGUGGAAUGCGCUAGGACUAUUCAGCGGCGGCAGGGAUGGAGUGCUUGGAGUGUAUAUUCGUUGUAUUGCAAUCGUACGCUAACCGAAGUGGAUGAUUGUUUUGAAUGAGGAUGGGAUGCAUGCAAAUUGGCCUAGUGACGCGAAAGAUAAGAGAAGAGAAGCUCUAAAGAGAUUGAGGAAACAAUAAGAGAAUUAAUAAUGUGCUAAUAUACCCAAUGUGUUCUUUUGUUAAUAAUAACAAAUAAAAUUAUGCUAUAUCAAUAGAAUUGUAUUUUACCACAAAAAAAAAAUUGAGCUGAAUUUAAUAAAUAAAUAAAUAAGCUCGAGAAUACUCAUCCCCAUCUAGGCCGAAGAUAUUUUCGCAAAUAACGCGAAUAUUUUAGGGCGGGAGUUGCACUUUUUUGCUUUUAUAAAGGGUCUUUCAAAAGUGGUCUUUGGUGACACUAAAGUCAGUAGGGAAUAAUUCCAGGACGG
This is a messenger RNA of Anastrepha ludens (Mexican fruit fly), 1314 nucleotides long. Its product is annotated as lysozyme 1. The transcript has a single exon. Gene Ontology annotation, molecular function: lysozyme activity. The record is from RefSeq and is a predicted model, not a curated record. Lineage: Eukaryota; Metazoa; Arthropoda; Insecta; Diptera; Tephritidae. Bases 403 to 948 code for a protein of 181 amino acids.